GAAUAAACUCAGUGAUGUUGCAGCCUCCCUGCACCGGGUGGCGGCCACCGCAAAUGACAGAGGUGUGCAAUGGGCAGCAAAACAUGUACUGGACUGACCGGCCUGAGGCCUGGGUCCCACAAGUCAGACGCGUCCCGGAGGUGCCCAUGCACCCCCAACAGUCUGUGACACCUUUGCGGUGGGAGGCGGUUGAUGUGGAAAGUUCGUGGGACCCAAGGCUAGGGACCAAAGAUGUUGAUGCCUGGGCGACGCACUAUCCGCAACGCGAGAUCCGAUCGCAGUGGCCGCCGAGUUGCAAAUGUAGGGCCGGUAGCUUUGGCAACGGCCGAAUGUGUAGUACCUAUCGGGAAGGAGCGAAGAUGUACGCUGAUCAGAAGACUUUUCAACAGUCAGCAGCUACGCGUUUGAAGGCGCUUGAGCUGGAACAUCAAGAGCUUCGGCGGCAGAUCAACCAAGAGCUGCCUCCUGCUUGCACUUUCAGAUACCGUGGUUCGUUUGGGAAUAAGUGGCAGGCAGCCUUUUCAGGUGCCAAAAUCAGCUCAAGGGGGAAAAGGUCAGCCGCACAAGCCAGCAGGAGUUGCGCUGCGAGGGCAGCUGUGGAAGUCGAUGCACCAAAGCACGAUCUCGGAGUGCCUGUGGUGGUCCACCAGGCCCAAACCUUGGCAGAAGCAGCGUGGGCAUGCACCGAGAUGCCCGGCAGGAGCGGGGGAGUCGUGAGCACUGGAACCGCGGCUCAAACCAGGGACUGUCGGCCCAAGGCUGCCAAAAGCGACAGGCAAGUUGUGCAACACAGAUGCCCGGGCAGCCGAUUGAUCACAGGAUGCAGCAGUAUGAACUAGAUGGCCAACAUUUUGCCGUCCAAGAUGCUACCAUGGGCCAUCAGGGAUGUUGGGCUCAGCAGCUUGGUCAUCAGGAGCAACAGCAAGUUCAGUACACUCCAGCACUUUCUGCAAGUGGAAUGCCUGACUUGCAUCAGAUGCCGCGUGCUGUGUGCCCGACACCAUAUGCGCUUGGCUCCGUGUGUGGCCGUGGCGAACGAGAGCUUCCUGGAUGGAGGAGCUGCAAGGACAGCAAUGAAAUUCUGGGCACUUGCUCUGAAAUCAUCACCUCCACUGCUCGGUACAUUUUUGAUGUAGUGAAAAGUCGCGACCUGAACCGCAAAAGCCCGCUGAAGAUCUUGUCAGCUGCAGAUGGCUGUGCGGAUGAUACAAUCCAGGAAGCUCAGGCCCGUUACGUGCCAACAAGUGUCAUGCUGGCUCAUGCGUUUGCAGCUUCCACUGGCGGGUGGUCAGACUACAGGACGAAGAUUCGAGUGUAUGGCGGAGACGUGCGGAAUGCCAUUAUGCCGUUCUGGCAGCCCCAAGCCCUUCCAUGGCAGCUUCCAAUGUUCCUGGAGCAUCGCUUCAUUGCAUUGGACAACACGAAGGACUUUGCCCCGCAGCUGUACAAUGGUCAGUGCGAGGCUGGCCAGCUCUUUGAUGUCGUCUUACUUCGGCAGGGUCUUUGCUUUUGUGAUGAUCCCUCGAAAAUGGCCAGUUCAUGGCCGAUAGAGGUGACCCUCUCCUGCAAGUCGUGCAUGAGCUGCCGUGCUGUACUUCCCCCUGAGUCACUACCACAGCAGGAUCCGGCAACUGUCAGAAGAACUGCAAUUUGUGGGGUCUACCGACUUGAGCCGUUUCUGUGCGAGAAUCGGCCUGCAUAUCGUCUUGGGCGAUGUGUGCUCCGAUGGUGUCCAGACAGACUGGAGUGGGCUGUCUUGGAUGAUGCGGACGGUGGAGCUUGGGCUUUUGCGCGCGGAGACCUUGGGCAUCCAAUCCUGUCGAGAGGACCAUGGACAGUUUGGGAUGGACAAAACCAUAUCUCGGAUGCCAGCUUUGCCUGCAAUUUGGUUCAAGAAGCUUCUUCACCGCCGUCCGGGGCUUUGGACACUGACUGCAGCGACCAAGUUAGCAACAUGACGAACUGCAAGGAGGGUUCAGACUGA
Messenger RNA from Durusdinium trenchii, 1984 nucleotides. NCBI's taxonomy places the organism in Eukaryota, Dinophyceae, Suessiales, Symbiodiniaceae. The record is from the annotation of a GenBank genome assembly.